UAUCUCGUUCAGAGAUACCGUGAGAUGUCACUAUACGGCCGAUAUAAACAAAUCAUCGUGACUACUGAGGAGCUUAGUGCUUAGGUGUUUAUACUUUCCCCAGCAGCGUAUUUUCUUGCAGAUUUUCAUUUUGAACGAAAGCAAUAUUAUGUUGAAGGUGUUGGGACCAUGUGUUCACUCUAACAAACUUACAGUGUACAGUCAAAAAGUCUUUCAUUCACCUCCAUUUAACUUGCAAACCCAUCAACAAAAUAGGACGUACAAACAGAUGGACUCUUUUAAAUGGCUUCUAAACAAAGCAUACGUCAAUGGAAAAUGGAUUUCAGCAGAGAAUGGAAAAACGUUCGAAGUUACAAAUCCAGCCACCGGGGAAGUCCUUGGAUCCGUGCCUGAUAUGAAUGGAUCUGAUACAGAGUCAGCUAUAAAGACGGCGUAUGUAGCGUUCCAGAGCUGGAAGGAAAGAACUGCAAAAGAGCGGAGUGAGAUAAUGCUACGGUGGACCAAUCUUUGUAACGUUCAUAAAGAGGAUCUGGCCAAGCUUAUCACCAUGGAAAAUGGCAAACCCUUAAAAGACUCCAUGGCGGAGUUGAGUUAUGGGGUUGGUUUUUUAGAGCUGUAUGCCGAGGAAGCUAAACGUGUAUAUGGCGACAUUAUUCCCACCAAUGCAAAGAGCCGACGUUUGCUUGUUUUAAAACAGCCGAUUGGAGUGUGUGGAAUGAUAACACCGUGGAACUUCCCUCAUGCAAUGAUAACACGGAAAGCGGCGGCGGCCAUUGCUGCUGGUUGUUCAGUGGUGAUCAAGCCUGCAGAGGACACACCGCUAUCAGCCCUAGCCCUUUGUCAGCUUGCUGAAGAGGCUGGGCUUCCUGCUGGUGUUUUAAAUGUAGUCACCGUGUCGCGAGACAAUGCCCCGGAUGUAGGAAGGACUCUGUGUGAGAGCCCACUGGUCCAACACAUCUCCUUCACCGGGUCCUCUGCCGUGGGCAAGUGCCUGUUGUCACAGUCAGCCUCAACGGUCAAGAAGACUGCUAUGGAGUUGGGAGGAAAUGCGCCUUUCCUUGUGUUCGAGUCGGCUGAUUUAGAGGCAGCAGUGAAAGGAGUUAUCGCCUGUAAAUUCAGGUGUUCAGGACAGACAUGUGUUAGUGCAAACAGAAUAUAUGUACAAGAAGGCAUAUAUGACAAGUUUGUGGCUAGGUUUGCUGAAGAAAUGGACAACGAGUUAAGGACAGGAGAUGGACUCCAACCUGGUACCACUCAGGGGCCACUGAUCAACCAGAGGGCAGUUCAAAAAAUAGAUUCUUUCGUACAAGAUGCCAUUCAGCAUGGAGCCCGGCUUGUAAGGGGUGGUUCUAAGGGGCAGGGUAAUUUCUACUAUCCUACACUACUCUCAGAAGUGACGUCACAAAUGAUGUGUGCUAGGGAGGAGAUAUUUGGUCCCAUCGCUGGAGUUCUAAGAUUCAAAACAGAAGACGAAGCUGUGAUCAUGGCCAACGACACUCAGUGGGGAUUGGCUGGAUAUUUAUUUUCUCGUGACCUUAGCCAGAUCUGGAGAGUGACUGAGCGACUUGAGGCGGGUAUUGUGGGGGUCAAUGAGGGAGUGGUCCCGUGUCCCGAGGUCCCUCUCGGGGGAUGGAAAGAAUCAGGGCUUGGGAGAGAGGGAGGAAGAUAUGGGAUCGAGGAGUUCCUAGAACUGAAGUAUGUGUGCAUGGGGGGACUCUAGCCGAGAUUCUCGCGGAAAAUGAAAGAGGAUGAAUGUUAUCAAUGAUAACGUGUUCACUGACACCAGUGUAUCGAGAAGGACUUGAUAACAGUAAGCUAGCUGUAUUUUGGUGCCAUAGAAAUGUAUAAUAGUAAAAAUCAGGAAACCACAAACGCAAUGAAUACGUACAUGUAUAUUACAUGUACUAGUAUAAAAUAGUUAUGAUUAUGUUAUUACGUGUAUUUUACUGUGAAAAACAUGUAUGGUAUAUUAAUGCAUGGUAUAUUAAUAAAUAUUUGCUAUGUUCUUAAAUCUUAAUAUAAAAUCUUCAAAACCAGAGUAAAUAUUUUAUGGAUUGGCUAUUGUCACGGGAAAAGUCUACUGUUAUAUGCGAUUUUCUUUUUUGUUACAAGUUUCAUAUGUUAUUCAAUCUAAUUUCAAGUAUCUUUUGAUUUUGCUGUUUCUUGUUCAUUCAUGUGACCUGACAUUGCAUUUUAAAUACCAUGCUGUGUUCAAAUUGAUACGGAAAUAUUAUACAUACAUUUGUGUCUUUCUUUAAAAGCAUUCA
Messenger RNA from Magallana angulata, 2267 nucleotides. RefSeq names its product 3-sulfolactaldehyde dehydrogenase-like. Bases 149 to 1720 code for a protein of 523 amino acids. The record is from RefSeq and is a predicted model, not a curated record. Gene Ontology annotation, molecular function: succinate-semialdehyde dehydrogenase (NAD+) activity. Gene Ontology annotation, biological process: GABA catabolic process. The transcript has 12 exons. NCBI's taxonomy places the organism in Eukaryota, Metazoa, Mollusca, Bivalvia, Ostreida, Ostreidae.